Medioppia subpectinata is the source of this 411-nucleotide messenger RNA. NCBI's taxonomy places the organism in Eukaryota, Metazoa, Arthropoda, Arachnida, Sarcoptiformes, Oppiidae. The record is from the annotation of a GenBank genome assembly.
AUGUCUGCAAAUAUUGAUCCGUUGGUCGGUGUUGUGGAGCACUCGACCAAUUUUGUCCGCUUUUCGGUGUUUGUGGCACAAAGUGGUCAAAUGAUCACAUAUUAUCAGCUCGAGGUGAAUAAGAUACUGCCCCGGGAGGGCUGGAUCGAGCAGGACCCUGUUCAAAUCUACGAGACUGUUUUGCAAUGCAUCGAAGUGGUCACCUAUAAGUUGUCACAAUUGGACAUCGAUCUAGAUCAAAUCAAAUGUAUUGGCAUUACUAAUGAACGCGAGUCUACUGUUGUUUGGGAUAAAAUCACUGGACAGCCCUUUUACAACUGCAUCGUAUGGCUGGACAACCGGACCAGCGAUUUGGUCGAGAAGAUAAUCGACGACAUCCCGGGCCGUGACAUCAAUUGGCUCAAGAAGAAG